CAGGGCUCCUCAGUCAGUCUCUUCCCGUUCCCCAGCAUGCUGUCCUCUCUGCUGCUGAUCUGCCUGCUGCUGGGCCUGCUGUGGCUCGGGCUCCGGCCCCGCAGGCCCAAGGGGUUCCCCCCGGGCCCCACGCCGCUGCCCGUCCUGGGGAACCUCCUGAACCUCAGCCUCUCCAACCCCAUGAAGGACUUCCAGAGGCUGGCGGAGCGCUACGGGCCUGUCUACAGCCUGUUCAUCGGCCCAAACCCGGCCAUCGUCCUCAACGGGGUGAAGGCCAUCAAGGAGGCCCUGGUGGAGAGAUCCUCUGAGUUCUCUGGACGGCCCCAAGACCUGCUGGUCAACACCAUGACCCAGGGCAAAGGCGUGAUCCUGGCCGACUACGGGCUGCGCUGGAAGGAGCACCGGCGCUUCGCCCUGAUGACCCUGAGGAACUUCGGCCUGGGGAAGCAGUCGAUGGAGGAGAGGAUCCGGGCGGAGCUCCACUACCUCAUGGAGCCGCUGGAUGAGUGCAUCGGUGGAACCAUGAACCCCCAGCUGUUGUUCCAUAACGGCGCCUCCAACAUCAUCUGUCAGGUUCUGUUCGGAAAGCGCUUUGACUACAACGACCCAUUCAUCAAGGAGAUCAUCCACCUGUACACGGAUAACGCCAAGAUCGCCAACGGGCCCUGGGCCAUGCUGUAUGACACCAUCCCUAUGAUCCGUAAUCUCCCGCUGCCCUUCACACAGUGUUUCAGGAACGUUGCCCGUUGUCAGGAACUUGGGAAUUCUCUGUUGAAGGAACAUUUAGACACCCAUCGCCCGGGGCAACCACGAGACUUCCUGGACUGUUACCUGGAUGAGCUGGACAAGCGGGGCGAUGAUGGCUCCACCUUCGCGUUGGAUCAACUGAUGAUGUUCUCCCUGGAUCUCCACUUCGCUGGGACCGACACCACCUCCAACACGCUGCUCACCGGCCUCCUCUACCUGAUGACCCAUCCCGACAUACAGGAGGCUUGUCAGAAGGAGAUUGACCGAGAGCUGGAGGGAAAGGAGCAGGCCAGCUUCGACGACAGGAACCACAUGCCCUACAUGCAGGCGGUGAUCCAUGAGAUCCAGAGAGUCGCCAACACCGUACCUCUCAGUGUCUUUCACUCCACCACAAAAGACACCCAACUGUUGGGUUUCUCCAUUCCAAAGGGAACCAUGGUGAUCCCUAACCUGACGUCGGUUCUGAACGAGGAGGGCCAGUGGAAGUUCCCUGCAGAGUUCAACCCUGAGAACUUCCUCAAUGAGAAGGGGGACUUUGAGAAGCCAGAGGCAUUCAUGCCCUUCUCCAUAGGUCCCAGGAUGUGUCUGGGGGAGGGCCUGGCCCGCAUGGAGCUCUUCCUGAUCCUGGUCACGCUGCUCCGGAGGUACAAGUUCACCUGGCCGGUGGACGCCGGAGAACCCGACUACAUCCCCGUGUUCGGGGUGACCCUGACCCCCAAACCCUACCGCAUGCACAUCCAGCUGAGGAACCAGUGAACACAGCUCUAAACACAGCUGAGGAACAAGGGAACAAAGAGCUCUAACACUACAUCCAGCUGAGGAACCAUCAGAACACAGAGCUGUAACAAAACUGAGGAACCAGCAGAACAUCAGAGCUCAAAUCCUUCACUCAAAAAAAAACUCCAAGUGUGAACUUAAAGAACAAGCAUCUUAACUUCUCACAGCGUCACUAAAACAUCCGUAACCAAAAUCAUCUGUCAGAAUGACCUCCUUGAAUGUAAUCAAUAGCAAUGGACCGAACCAGGAGGGGCUUAUUCUUAAACAUCGUGACUUUAACAACAUCUUAUUUUUUUGUAUUAUCAUGUUACAGAUAUAUAACUGCUUUAAAUAAUAAAUAAUGUGUACAUCUAUAACCUCAAUAUAUAUUUAAACCAUUCUAAACCUUAAAUAAUCUAUUGAAUCUUCUAGCUAUUCUAUCACCAUUCUUUUAGGCAACCAGUUUACUAUCUCUAGUUGUUAUAGUCCCCUGUGCAGUGAAGAGCAACGUUUAUAUUCCACCACCAGAUGGCGCCUUCAGUAGAACAUUUAGAGGUCAUAAGCCGUGACCACUAGACGAGGUGGCAGCUGUGGUUUCUCGCUGUUGUUGCUAUAUCAUGAUUUACAUGCCGUCAGUUUCUUGAAUUACAUAUUGUCUUUUGUAUGAUUUACAUACUCUAUAUAUAUAUCGAUGUAAGGGAAUUCUUUAUAUUAUACAGACUAUCAACCGGGUAAUUUGUGUGCACAAGAACCCAAAGGUUUAAUAAAGAUGAUUGUCAUACUUUUCAAAUAA
Molecule: messenger RNA, 2296 nt
Organism: Gadus macrocephalus (Pacific cod)
Lineage: Eukaryota; Metazoa; Chordata; Actinopteri; Gadiformes; Gadidae
Product: cytochrome P450 2F2-like
Exons: 11
Coding region: 37-1503 (488 amino acids)
Biological process (GO): xenobiotic metabolic process
Cellular component (GO): intracellular membrane-bounded organelle; cytoplasm
Molecular function (GO): iron ion binding; oxidoreductase activity, acting on paired donors, with incorporation or reduction of molecular oxygen, reduced flavin or flavoprotein as one donor, and incorporation of one atom of oxygen; heme binding
Source: RefSeq, a predicted model, not a curated record